This is a messenger RNA of Zingiber officinale, 1933 nucleotides long. RefSeq names its product protein NRT1/ PTR FAMILY 6.2-like. The coding region runs from base 134 to 1864 and encodes 576 amino acids. Gene Ontology annotation, cellular component: membrane. The record is from RefSeq and is a predicted model, not a curated record. Gene Ontology annotation, molecular function: transmembrane transporter activity. Gene Ontology annotation, biological process: oligopeptide transport; transmembrane transport. The transcript is spliced from 6 exons. NCBI's taxonomy places the organism in Eukaryota, Viridiplantae, Streptophyta, Magnoliopsida, Zingiberales, Zingiberaceae.
CUCACAAAUCCAUGCCAUGAACAAGUCACGUUACGUGAUUCCUUUGAGUUCCUAGCUCCUCACCAACACCAUCCUCAUAUUUGAUUCGAUUGGAUCGGAUCGAUGUCCAGAAAUCUAGCUACGAACAGACCAAAUGAAGGAGAACAACUCGAACGCUGUGGCAGAUGCAGUGGACUACAAAGGAUUGCCUGCGGACAAAUCGAGGACUGGUGGAUGGGUGCCUGCAGCUCUUAUUCUAGGAAUUGAGGUGUGCGAGAGGCUGUCGACGAUGGGGAUAGCGGUGAACUUGGUGACGUACUUGGGAGGGACGAUGCAUGUGGCGAGUGCAGAGGCGGCGAAUAUGGUGACGGAUUUCAUGGGCACGUCGUUUCUGCUCUCCUUGUUGGGGGGAUUCCUCGCGGAUUCCUUCCUGGGCAGAUUCCUCACCAUUGCCAUCUUUGCCCUCCUCCAAUCACUGGGAACAGGAAUGCUCACAGUGACGACGAAGCUGCCGCAGCUCCGACCGCCGCCAUGCGGCUCCGCCGCCGCCGGGCAGGUUUCCUGCGAGAGAGCCAACGGGCUCCAGAUGGGCCUCCUCUACCUGAGCCUCUACAUCAUCGCCCUCGGCACCGGCGGGCUCAAGUCCAGCGUCUCCGGAUUCGGCACCGAUCAGUUCGACGACAAGGACCCGAGGGAGAAGAGCCAAAUGGCCUUCUUCUUCAACCGCUUCUUCUUCUUCAUCAGCAUCGGCACCCUCUUCGCCGUCACCGUCCUCGUCUACAUCCAGGACAACGUCAGCCGGAGCUGGGCCUACGGCAUCUGCUGCAUCGCCAUGCUCCUCGCCGUCCUCGUCUUCCUCUCCGGCACCAGGAGGUACCGGUACAAGCAGAGCUCCGGCAGCCCGAUCGUCCACAUUCUCCAGGUCAUCGUCGCCGCCGUCAGGAAGAGGAAGCUCGCGUUGCCGUCGGAUGCGCAAUUCAUGUUCGAUAACUUCCCGGAGAACUCCAAAAUCCAGCACACUGAUCAAUUCCGUUUUCUAGAUAAAGCUGCAAUAAUUGUUGACGGAGAGAGCAAGUGCGCCGACGACGACCCCUGGAAAUUGUGCCCGGUGACAAGGAUCGAGGAGGUGAAGAUGAUGAUCCGGCUGCUUCCUAUCUGGGCCACGACCAUCAUGUUCUGGACAAUUUACGCGCAGAUGAUCACGUUCUCGGUGGAGCAGGCGACGACGAUGCAGAGGUCGAUAGGGAGCUUCCAGAUUCCGGCUGGGUCACUGACGGUCUUCUUCGUCGGCGCGAUACUGAUCACCCUCGCCGUCUACGACCGCGUGAUCAUGCCUUUAAUGAAGAAACAAUUGGGCAAACAGGGAUUCACGAACCUUCAAAGAAUCGGCAUCGGCCUGGCCUUGUCGUCAAUCGGCAUGGUGGCGGCCGCGCUCGCGGAGAUGAAACGGCUCUCGGUGGCCAAGGAAACAGUACUGCUCCACGGCGGCGCGACGGUGCCGAUAAGCGUGUUCUUCCUGAUACCGCAGUUCUUGCUGGUGGGCGCCGGCGAGGCCUUCAUCUACACCGGACAGCUCGAUUUCUUCAUCAGGGAGUCGCCGAAGGGGAUGAAGACGAUGAGCACGGGGCUGUUCCUGACGACGCUCUCGCUGGGGUUCUUCCUGAGUACCUUCCUGGUCUCGGUAGUCAAGAGCAUGACCGGCGGCGGAGAGGGAGGGCGACAAGGGUGGCUCGGCGACGAUAUCAACCACGGGAGGCUGGACUGCUUCUACGGGUUUUUGGCGGUGCUGAGCGCUCUUAAUUUGGCGGCUUUUGUUGUCUGCGCCGCUUGGACUAAGCCGCAGAGUUCCAAGGGAGAGGAGAAAUUGUCGGAAAUCGAUCCUUAACCGCGUAGUAAACGCGAUCUUGCUACUCUCUUUGGAAGUAAAAAAAAAAAAAAAAUGUUGCUAUUCUCU